AUGAGGCAUCUUCAGAUUGCCGGUUGGUCAGAGUAUGAAGGUCCUGCUCUUGUGCAAUAUGAUUUGAUUAGUUUUCAUCCAGAGAAAAGGAAGUUCUUGCUUAAACGCGACGUUGAAAUUUGGAAAAAGAAAUUGGAACAACAUGAAGGUGAGCUGGACAAAGUCGUACAUGCUCCUAUUGUUAUGGUCUCCAAAGAAGCGCUCCAGAAAGCAGAGACGCAAAGCUGCAGUCGAGAUAAUGGCCAGGAAAUACCGACUUUAAUAUUCGGAAAGGGUGAACUGCUAUGCUUGGACGGUCAGUCCCGCAUCAAAGCGUUCAAGAAUUCGAACCGUCUGCGAGGCUGUACUGGAUUUGGAAUUGUACACAUUGUUCUCGAUGACAUUGUUGGAGCAAAACGCGAUGUGCUUUUGAAGGGCUAUCUUCACCAGAUCACGCCGAACUCUGGCAGGCUUUAUCCCGCAAUCCGAGGAUCGGAAAACUUCGAGAGAAGAGAAAACACAAGGCUUAAGAGCAUUCUCAGCGACGGCAAGCAACGGAACCUGAAAGUGCUCUCGAAAUGUGACACUCUUUCAGGUGCAUUUGACAAGGUGCUACUGUCGUUUCCAGCGAUGGCGUACGCUUUACAACUAGGCAGCAUCAAAACCUACCACGCAACGCUAUGCGAAGUAUCAAUCAAGAAAUACCUUGUGGAUUAUGUUUUCGGUUUUUGGAGCGAGGUAGUGGCGCAAACGCAAGCUGAGAUGGAUGGGUUUGAAAUAUUACAAACAAGCGACAUUCCAUCCGAAGUAUUCGAGACCUUACAGGGCAUGAUGCCUGGAGUGUCAGAGGAUGAAUAUGGGGAAAUGCACGAUUUUUUCUCCCACCCGACAGUCCUCGAAGGAUUCAGUGAAGCGUGGCGAAUGAGUUUGAAGGAAACUAUUCUCCAAUCCAAAUCCAAUUGCAUGAUUCCAUCGAUGAAAUUGUUUGGGGCGCACAUGGUUUUCCUGGAAAAUAUCUCAAUUUGUAUGAGGGAACUACUCGAACUCGGAAAAAAGCAAGUGAAGCGCGGUCAUGGCUGUUCCACGCCUCUGGAAAUGGAGUUGAGACGACUUUACACUGCAGAAAUGAACCUCGAUGAUGAGUAUUAUAUUCAAACCAUUAAUGGUUGGCGGUCUAUACGUGCUCCCUUCGAAGAGCGUCAAGAGUUAAGUUGUCGUCAACUCUGGUUGUUCGUGAUGAGAGAGGGGACUCAGGUAGAUAAGUGUCAUCUCGCCUAUACUGCGAAGCGCUUAGGAUUUUCCUCGAACCUGAUAGAAACACGCGCAGCCGAUUAUGUGGCUUGUGAGGUGAAUCGAGGUGUGAUGUUACACCCUUCCAACUGGGCAGACCUUCCGACCGUCACAGUUAAACAGAGACUAGGGCAAAAGGGAAAUCGAUGGUCCGAGAGGUCAAACAGCGCAAAAAAAUAUCUAUUUUUUGACCUAGCUGAGACAAUUGGGACUGAAUCAGCGCAAAAUGCCCGAAAGCUGAAGGGCGUUACAACGCUAGUAGAAUUGGCAUGUAUAUACCGCGCCUUUUUCGGGCAUCCUUUUCGUCCGUCUACUUAUGCCGAACCCUCACCCACAAGCGAAGUCACCCGUCUCAGCCCUCCCACAGCAAGAUAUUCUGAAGUCAAUUACCCGUCUCUGUCGAGUGUAUCACCUCGUGGACAGGAUGCUAGUGAAAUUGUUUCUCCUCCCGACGAUGAUUGGCGCGCGCCGAGCCUAGUGAUACCUUCUACUCCACUUGAAAAAUCAGAAGAAUACAUUCCAACGGCCAGAGACGCCAGCAAGCCGCCUUCUGUAUUUGUUGAGGCCAGUGAUGAUGAUUUUGAAAGCCUUGAAAGUCCUACAAGUGCUUGCUCUGGCCAUAAGCAGUGCGGAGUAGGAGAAUGUCAAUCUUACAGAAGCUCUUCAUGCAAUCGGGAUUGGCGCGAGCCGAGCCUAGUGAUACCUUCUACUCCACUUGAAAGAUCAGAAGAAUACAUUCCAACGGCCAGAGACACCAGCAAGCCGCCUUCUGUAUUUGUUGAGACCAGUGAUGAUGAUUUUGAAAGCCUUGAAAGUCUUACAAGUGCUUACUCUGGCCAUAAGCAGUGCGGAGUAGGAGAAUGGCAAUUCCAUAGAAGCUCUUCAUGCAAUCGGGAAGUUUCCAUGCCGACUCAUGUGGGAGGUAACUGUUCUAUUCGACAUUUGAACUCCAUUCCUAUUGAGGUUCCGGACCAUGCUCAGGAAAGGAACGGUGCAUUAGCCUCACUGAGCCUCCUGCCAGCGGCAGAAGGGGAUUCUACUGAUUCCCAAAAUCCACUGGGUAUUAGUGACCCAGAUUCUAAGCAUAUUUGGCCGCUGAACUCGGAGGUAGAGACUGAAGGCCGGGUUAUAGCUGAAAAUACAACGACAAACGGCAGAAAUAUUCCGAAUGACCACCGUGGAUGGACGCAGACCAUCGUCACUACCAGUCCAACAUCUUGGCCCCUUCAGCUUGCACAAAUACGGGCCGAACCGGAUCAGCCACCUACAGCAGAUAAGUCAAUAGAAAAGACGACGGAUCAAGACAGGCUAACAGCCCAAAUAACAGGUGGGCACAGUCUGUGCGCACUAGAUAAAGCAGAAGAGGCGGGACAGAGACAGCAAGUGUAUCUCCAAGAAAGAAGAGCAGGACGAGAGAGCGAAGAGAAGGAAAAUAACGAGGCAACGUGUCAAUGGGAGCUGUACGAGAGCAUAGAAAUGGGAAGUCCCAUUUCAGCACCAUCACUUGGGGACGAUGAGCAUUAUCGAAAUAGCAUGAGCCUUUUUGCAGCGGAGCCCUAUAGCGAGGACGAGGGGCAAAUGAAUGAUACAGAUGUCGUCAAUUCUGGAGACCUGGAGUGCGAGUUUGAAGGAACUGAGCCGGAUGCCUUACUGUUGCCCAAUGCAAUAAUAACCAGCCCCGUUAGAACGGAAAUCAGUUCACCUGUAGUUUCCGUCGGGGAAAAAGCAUUUCCGGGAGAAGAUGAGCCAGCAAUCACAGGAUCUGUACCUCACACUGUCCUUGGGGAGGCAAACGCAACUCAUGAAGCGAGGCCGGCCCCGCCAGCGAAGAAGAGACCCUUGACUGCAGAAGGACGGGGCUUCUUACCCGUGAGAUCCCAAAGCGCUCCGCCGGGGCAAAAGCAAGCAAUUUGCGCAAAAUCUCUUGAUCUAGCCUCCAAUCCCGAUCCUGUGGUUUGCAAUACCUCCCUAAGAACGCGGUUGCGGCGCCGAGACAGCAUGGAAAUUCUCCCAACCACGCCGGGACCUGUAGGAAACGAGGGAUGGACUCCCGCUCCGGAACGCAAGGAAGACUUCCAUAAUCCAAAAAAUAGUGGGCAGUUCCAAACCAAGACUACAGCUCGGUGUUUACCGCAAGGGCAGGUUGUCCAGGAUGGGGCAUUACGACCAAGUCAAGUGCCCCAGUCGGGUCGCCAAGUAGAUGGGAUGGACGCCGUGACCCAUUCCAAGUGGCAACAACCAUCUGUAGGAGACGCGGAAAACGCAGGUAGUAAAUACAUCAUGACCCCCGUUGAUGGUUUGGUCGGGAACUCGCCUAAAUUGGCUUCUUUGGACAUACAUGUUGAAGCCGUCAUUCCUACAGCGCCUCAAGCUGCAGAGCAAACACAAUUCAACGGUGUACCAGAAGGCAAUGGAAUGACUACGUGGGCUAGAAUGAGGCGUUCGGUCAGUGGGCUUGCAGCUCCAGAAAGCUGGUAUCCGGAGGAGCACAAUGCUUCUCAGCGAAUUUACAGGAGCGAUACGAAGCGUCGAAAAUCCAGAGCAAGUUAUAUGAGCAAAAGACCUUGCAUCGAAAUUUCCGCUGCAGCUCGUUUGAGUAAAACCCCAACCAGGACAAUGCUUCCACAAACAAGGACACGAGCCGAAGCCAAAGACUAUGAAGUAUACGGACCCAAAGCCUUGGCUAUGGUUGAGGAGAUGGUAAGAUUUAGCCAGGGAUCAACGGUGCUCCAAAGCGAGAAGAACUCGACCGAGCCCAUUUCUCGGCAGGAUAGGAACCCUUUGGAGCCUUUGAGAACUAGAGCCAUUCGAGAAUAUAGCGAGAACUCAAAAACCACUCAAGAGACUUACAAGACUCAUGGAAAGCGAUGGAAAUCAAAUUUAUGGAAAUUCAAGACGAACAAAAGGCCCUGCAUAGAGGUCACUAGGGGACGGACUGUAUUAGGCAAAAAGCAUGUGUACGGGCUGCAAGCAAAGGCUGCGACUGAGGAGAUGAAAGCGUUUCUCAAGACUUCGAGGGAGCCACAGAGUGAGCGCAGCUCGACCGAGCCCGUUUCUCGGCAACGCAGAGAGCCUUCGAACCCCUCGAGAACUUCCCCUGUUCGAAACUCUGUAGAGACUCCAUCGGACUCCACAAGGCCUUACAAGGCUUAUGGAAAGCGAUGGAAAUCGAGAUUAUCAAAAUUCAAGAGGAACAAAAGGCCCUGCAUAGAGAACCAAGCGGCGCGGCCGGUGAAUGCAACAGCAGCCAGGGCAUUUGAACAACCAACGAGACAAAUGGAAAUGAACCGUCGUCAAGUGUAUGGGCUGCAAGAAGAGGCUGCUACUGAGGAGAUGAAAGCCUUUCUUAAGAGAUCGAGGGCGCCACAGAGUGAGCGCAGUUCGACCGAGCCCGUUUCUCAGCAAUGCUCAAACUCUUCAGAAAGCUCGAAGACUGGACCGGCUCUAGAAUGUGUUGAGACCCCGUCAGCUUCCUUACAGCCUAACAAGGACCAUGGAAAGCGACGGAAUCCAGAAAUACCGCAAUAUGAGACGAACAAACGGCUCUGCAUAAAGAACCAAGCGGCGCGGCCGGUGAAUGCAACAAUCGCCAGGGCAUUUCGACGACCAAUGCGACAAACGGAAAUGAACCGUCGUCAAGUGUAUGGGCUACAAGCAGAGGCUACUACUGAAAUGGUGACUGCAUUUCUUCAAAGGUCGAGGCUGUCUCAGAGUGAGCACAAUUCGACCGAGCCAGUUUCUCCGCAAUUCAGGGCCUGUACAAAGCUGUUGGAAGCCGUACCUGAUCCGGAACAUGUUGAAAAAGCGAAUACAUUGCAAAGCAGUCCCAAAAAAUCCUCGGACGUCGAGUACAUCUUGAAUGACCUACCAUGCCCGGUGAAUUCCGCGCUAUCCCCAGCAGCCAACGCUGAAGUAAUGGCCUCGUUUUUAUUACAAAGAGGGCCAGAAUACCCCCCAUCGGACCAGCAUGAGCACAAGUUCAGCUCAAACGAAGGAGAAAUGCAGCAUUCCAGGGGCUCUGUCAAACCGUAA
Molecule: messenger RNA, 5301 nt
Organism: Penicillium nucicola
Lineage: Eukaryota; Fungi; Ascomycota; Eurotiomycetes; Eurotiales; Aspergillaceae
Exons: 5
Coding region: 1-5301 (1766 amino acids)
Source: RefSeq, a predicted model, not a curated record